ACUUGGUAUCUCUAGUCGAAAAACACAUCAUCACCGCCACUAUCAUCAUCAUCAGCCAACAUGGAGGCGGAGGGACUGGCCGAAGUGGAGAAGCUUAACCUUUUCUUCCCUGGCGAGGUGGUGCAGGCCAUCCAGGAGAUACUACCCAGCGAUGACCCGUUUGAUGCAGCUGACUUUGACGCAGUGGGGUACAUCAAUAUGCGGUUCCCGGCCGAGCAGAGCCUCCACCAUAUUGAUGACGUGUUGGAGGAGAUGCGUUUGAGAGCCACAGCCACUGACAGCCAGAUCAGGGACGUCGUUCGCAGCCUGGCCAGCGCGGACCAGGAUGGCAGGACCUCUCUCCUCCAUGCACAGGAAGCCAUCGCUGAGCUCUUCGCCAGAUUUCAGGACAUUAAGGAACGUGCAGGUGAGUCGGAGGAGAGAGUGAAGGAGAUAACCAGAGAUAUUAAGCAACUAGACACAGCCAAGCGGAAUCUGACAGCCUCCAUCACCACCCUGAACCACCUGCAGAUGUUGGUGGAGGGGACACAGAAGCUGGAGGCACUGCAGGCCCGGAGGGAGUAUGGGGAGGUGGCCAGCUUGCUACAGGGGGUGCUUGAAGUAAUGGAACACCUUCAGCGAUACAGACACAUCCCUCAGGUGACGGAAUUAGCAAGGCAGGUGGAGCAGAUUAGAAGCGGACUAGAAAAACAAAUAUUGGACGAUUUUGAGAGAGCCUUUCACGGACCAGCCUCCCGCCAGCCCACCCCCACCCGUGCCCUCGCAGAAGCCUGUCUUGUCGUAAACCAGCUGGAGCCUAGAGUGAGACGCAGCAUAAUUGAAGAGGUAGUCAGGACACAGCUUGCGGAAUAUGAGGUGCUGUUUGCCGGCCAGGAGAGCGACGGUUGGUUGUCUAAGGUGGAGCUACGACGACGCUGGUUUUUAAAGACUGCGCUGGAGUUCGAGAAGACCCUGGCGGCCAUGUUUCCUCCCUCCUGGCAGGUGCCAGCCCGACUUGCUCUCUCCUUCUGUGACAUCACGCGCACACAGCUUGCCAAGGCCAUGGAGUUACGCACACAGGAUGUAGACGUGGCAACACUGUUACAUGCACAUAAGGUGAUGUCAGAGUUAGAGAGUGUGUUAGUGAGAAAAUACGCAGGAUUUCAAGAACGCACUCGCUCUCUCUCCACUGCCUCCUGCACCACCACCACCACCACCGCCACUACUGCCACCUCUCCUGUUAACACUAACCCUUUCAUUGAGGAAGAACAGUUAGAGGCCAGUAACCCUUUCAGCACAGACACACAGGCACCUUCACCAUCAGGAGGAGGAGGAGGAGAGACAGUACUGCUCAUCUCUCCCUUCCACGGCGCCAUCUGCAGGUGUUUCAAGCCUUACCUGAAGGUGUACAUUGAUCAUGUCGACAGGCGUCUCUCGGAUCAAGUAGAGAAGUUUGCAGGGGAGAUCCGAGCCUACCGGUUUGAACAUAUUGAUGCCGAGGAGUCGAACGUGGUGCCCUGCUGUGGGGAAUUGUUUACUAUUUACAAGACAAUUCUAGUCGAGUUUCUCCGCCUGUCCCCUGGAGGAGAACUGGGUGGCCUGGUGGAGGUGAUGCAGAGACACCUCAGGGAAUUCUGUGGCAAGGUCCUGCGUGCCGCUUUGCCCCGGGGUGGUGGCGGUGGUAGCGGUGGUGGUGGAGGGGCGGCCAACAUUCCACUGCCAAAAGAUCUAAAUAUGAAGGAGAUUUCAGCUGUCUUGGCUCAGGUGCAGACGUUGUGGCGCGAGGGGGAGGGGGGCGCACAGAAGGGGUGGGGAGAGGAGGAGGUGCGCCGGGUGUGUUCGGUGCUGGUGUCUGCCGAGUACUGUGAGGAGAUGACAGGAAGGCUGGAGGCUAAGUUGAGAGAGAGGGCUGAGGGGGGACUGGCUGCCUCUAUCACUCUUGGGGCUGAGCAGGACCUCUUCCACGCUGUCCUUGCCCAGUGCAUCACCCUGCUGGUCACAAGGGUGGAGGGUGUGUGUGAGGCGGCCCUGGUGUCAAUUCCCAAGCAGUCAUGGGUGCUGGAGCAGACAGGCGACCACAGCCCAUACGUUACUGCCCUGGCCCACCACCUCGCUGCUGCCAUUCCCCCUGUUAGGCACAAUUUGCACACCUCCCGCAAGUAUUUCACCAGGUUCUGCGACAAGCUAGCAGCCGCGAUUCUUAAUAAGUUUGUCCAGCAGGUGUACAAAUGUCGUCCCAUCACCAGCGUGGGGUGUGAGCAGCUACUUCUUGACUGCCACGCCCUGAAAGCUGUGAUGUUGCAGAUGCCUGUUGUCGGCUCCCAGGUACGCAGGGAUCCACCACAGACAUACACUAGGAUGGUCACGAGAGGAAUGGCGAGGGCUGAACUGGUCCUGCAGGUUGUGAUGGGGGAGUACCACAACAACACAGCACUGGUUGACAAGUUUAUGAGACUCCUGCCUGAUGCUACAAUUGCAGACUUCCAGAAGGUCGUUGAAAUGCGUGGUGUGAAGGAACGAGCUGCCCUUCUUGAGCUGUACCGUCAACGCACCACCACCACCACUGCCACCACCACACCCGCCACCUCCCCCUCCACCCCCACCACAGACUCCUCGUACCGCCCUGCUGCCCCCGUCCCAGCGCCCCCUGCCACGCCAAGCCCUGAACACGACAUGAGCAAGAUUGCAAGGCUGGAGAGAAUGCUGAAGUCUCGUAGGCUCAUCUCGUAGGCUGUGUGUGUGUGUGUGUGUGUGUGUGUGUGUGUGUGUGUGUGUGUGUGUGUGUCUACUCACCCAAACACAGCCUUCUGCCAGUCUGGUCUUGUACACACACUAGUCACCUGUAACCUAACCUCACUUACCACCACCACCACUGCCUUCCCUUCCACCUUCCUUCGUCUUCACAUGAAUCACUAGUUUACAUUCCUUUUGUGCAGAGACCCUCACACACACACACACACACACACUGAAUGGUUUAUAUGUAAGAGAGAGAGAGAGAGAGAAUGUAUACAAGCAUAACCCUAUAAAACAUCACAUUAUUUAUAUAGAAAUUAGAAAGAUAUGUUUGUUGUUGUUAUUCCAGAUAUUGAAAGAGCACAUCUGAUAUAUUACAUUCCACAUUACUGUUUUUAGUUAAUUUAUUUCAAUACUUUCACCUCUCCUCUCCAUUUCCUUGAGAGAGGGAGAGUGGGGGGCACAUAUCUUCCUUUACAUUAAUAAAAGAUAUGAAUAAUGUUAUAA
Scylla paramamosain (green mud crab) is the source of this 3219-nucleotide messenger RNA. It is a transcript of the gene Vps53, whose product is annotated as vacuolar protein sorting-associated protein 53 homolog. The transcript is spliced from 20 exons. Gene Ontology annotation, cellular component: GARP complex. Gene Ontology annotation, biological process: retrograde transport, endosome to Golgi. Lineage: Eukaryota; Metazoa; Arthropoda; Malacostraca; Decapoda; Portunidae. The coding region runs from base 61 to 2709 and encodes 882 amino acids. The record is from RefSeq and is a predicted model, not a curated record.